Messenger RNA from Cuscuta campestris, 1324 nucleotides. NCBI's taxonomy places the organism in Eukaryota, Viridiplantae, Streptophyta, Magnoliopsida, Solanales, Convolvulaceae. The record is from the annotation of a GenBank genome assembly.
AUAAGCGAAAUCUUGGCCAAACACCACCCACAUAUCUCUCCCUCAAUACAUCUUCUUGAGCUCCACCUCCCAUCCUCGCCGGAGCUUCCGCCUCACCAUCACACCACCACAUCAUUGCCACCGCACCUCAUCACGGUGCUACAAAUGGCGUUUCAAGAGACAAAGAGAAUGUUUUAUGACAUCAUUUCAACUCUAAAUCCUGAAUUGCUCAUAUACGACGGCUUCCAGCCUUGGGCAGCUUCUCAUGCUUCUUCCCUCAACAUUCCUUCCGUUCAUCUCAUCACGACUGGAGCGGUAACGAUGUCACACUUUCUACACUUGUUCCAUGUGGAUGAGAUAAAGUGUGAUGAGUUUCGUUUUUUGCCUAUUCAUUGUCAUGACAACCACGAGAUGAGAAAAUUUGUUGAGAUGUGCAGUAGCGCCAACGAGGAAGAAGUUAUAGACAUUGGAGUGUUGUGCUUUAGAUCCCUCCAUUUGUCUAAGAGUUUCAUCUUGAUCAAUACUUGUAUUGAGAUCGAAGACAAGUACAUCAAAUAUCUUUCCCUUUUGACCAAAAAGGAAGUAAUCCCAAUCGGGCCCCUUAUUCGAGAAACGAUGGAUGACGAUGAACACGAGGAGAUCAUAGAAUGGUUACAAAAGAAAGAAGAGUCUUCGUGUGUAUUAGCAUCAUUCGGAAGUGAGUAUUACAUGUCAAACAAAGAAAUUGAAGAGAUUGCUCGUGGUCUAGAGCUAAGCAAUGUGAACUUCAUAUGGUCACUAAAGUUCCCGACAGGAGUGAACACGAGCAAGGAAGAAGCCAUGCCACGAGGUUACCUUGAAAGGAUGAAACACAAGGGAUUAGUAGUCAAGGGUUGGGUCCCACAAGCCAAGAUUUUGAGCAACAAAAGAAUAUGCGGGUUCUUGAGUCAUUGCGGGUGGAACAGCGUGUUGGAGAGUUUGGCAUCUGGGGUGCCAAUAAUAGCCUUGCCAAUACAUCUAGACCAGCCUAUAAAUGCUAGGCUAAUGGAGGAGAUUGGGGUUGGAGUGGAGGUGGUGAAGGGGGAGAAUGGGGAGAUAAAGGGAGAGGAAUUGGCAAAAGCUUUGAGGAAGGUUGUGAUGGUAGGGAAGAAGAGUGGAGAAGCACUAGAAACUUCAAUGAAUUCCAAGGCUAAGGAAUUGAGUGAGAGGAUAAAGUUGAGAGGUGACAAAGUGAUUGAUGGUGCAGUUGACAAGCUGCUUCAACUUUGCAAAGGGAAGAACUAAUAAACAAAAGGGUCUUCUUGUAUGGUUGGGCUUAAUGAUUAGCUAGAGUCCAUCCUUUCUUAAAUAAUGUGUCUUAACCAUC